CACAUUUCAAUUUCUCAACCUAGUUUUUGAUAACUGAUCUUUCUAGUCACACAACAAAUCAUGCUUACGACUGAUAAGUAGAGGUCAAUUAAGAAAUGGUUAAAAGUUUAAAACUUUUACAAUAAUGGCAUGUGUUCAUGUGUCCCUCCCUCCCUUGAUAAAUAAUACUUCAAAAUGGAAAAAAGAGGUUAGGAAUAAAAACAAAUUUAGCCGAAAUUAGAUUAUAGAAUAUAGAUGAUUAAAUAUUUAAAGGGUUCUCCUCAUUCGAAUCUCAACCAUUAGAAGGAAAAAAAAAACUCAAUUCAAGAAUUUGAAUAAAGUCAGAAAGCUCAUAUAGAUUGGACAAAAACGAAGUUUGAUUUCUUUUUUGUGAUCUGAAGGCAAAGGAAGAAGAGAGAACAAUGGCGUUUACAGGGACUCUAGACAAAUGUAAGGCGUGUGACAAGACUGUUUACGUUAUGGAUUUGAUGACUUUGGAAGGUAUGCCUUACCACAAGUCAUGCUUCAGGUGCAGCCAUUGCAAUGGCACUCUCGUGAUUAGCAACUACUCAUCCAUGGAUGGAGUUCUGUACUGCAAGCCCCAUUUUGAACAACUUUUCAAAGAAUCUGGAAACUUCAGCAAGAAUUUUCAUACAGCAGGAAAGACCGAGAAAUCCAAUGACGUGACGAGGGCUCCAAGCAAGUUAUCUUCAUUCUUUAGCGGAACACAAGACAAAUGUGCAGCUUGUAAGAAAACUGUUUAUCCUCUAGAGAAGAUAACAAUGGAAGGAGAGUCUUACCACAAGACUUGCUUUAGAUGUGCACACGGUGGCUGCCCAUUAACACACUCUUCAUAUGCUGCUCUCAAUGGCAUCCUUUACUGUAAGGUCCAUUUCAAUCAGCUUUUUCUAGAGAAAGGUAACUACAAUCAUGUCCUAGCCGCUGCUAACCACAAACGCUCAUCUGAGGAAGACAAAACCGAAACCAACGAAGAACAUGAGUCCGAAGCAAACCCUACAGAAGAAGAAGAAGAAGCUUCUGGUGUACCCCUUGAAGCAGGUGAAGAACAUGACUCUUGAGAUAAUCCGGGUCAUAUACAUAAACUGUUUAUACAUUUUAUAAGUAAAGCAAUGUAUUAGACCAACAUAUAACUGUUACACUUGUAGCCCUUGUAUGUGAAUGUCUUCAUGCAUGAAAUGAAUAACAAAGAUAUUGAUUGAGCUAGCUCAAUCUCUAUGACAAUCAUUAUGUAGAUUAAACCCUAUUUUACAUUAAUUACUUUUUUGGAAGUUUAUGAUACUUCUCAUGCAGAAAAUUCAGAACUCUGAGAGUUGCUUGCGG
Messenger RNA from Brassica rapa (field mustard), 1320 nucleotides. Its product is annotated as LIM domain-containing protein PLIM2c. NCBI's taxonomy places the organism in Eukaryota, Viridiplantae, Streptophyta, Magnoliopsida, Brassicales, Brassicaceae. The record is from RefSeq and is a predicted model, not a curated record.